UUAAAAGACGUGCGUGUCCCUCUACAAAAAACUUGUGUGUCCUUACCGUUCCGCAGGAAGACGGAGUACCAGAGAACUACAACUCCCAUCAGGCACUUGGGGAUCGCCGCGGCCUGAAGGGGCGACCAUGGCUUAGGAACUACCGUUCGCGUGAGGCUCUGCUCCUCGCGCCUGCGCAGAGCGCUGGGCCACGUCUCUUUUUGCGGUGGCAGAGACCACGCGUCUCACCCAUGGCUUCCGCGGACUUGCGCCGGGUGGCGGAUGGCGGCGGUGCUGGGGGAACCUUCCAGCCCUACCUAGACUCCUUGCGGCAGGAGCUGCAGCGGACGGACCCAAUGGUGUUUUCAGUGGUGGUGGCGCUUCUGGCCGUGCUGGUGACGCUAGUGUUCUGGAAGUUAAUCCGGAGCAGAAGGAGCAGUCAGAGAGCUGUUCUUCUUCUUGGCCUUUGUGACUCCGGGAAAACGUUGCUCUUUGUCAGGUUGUUAACAGGCCUUUAUAGAGACACUCAGACGUCCAUUACUGACAGCUCUGCUGUGUACAGAGUCAACAAUAACAGGGGCAAUAGCCUGACCUUGAUUGACCUCCCUGGCCAUGAGAGUUUGAGGCUUCAGUUCUUAGAGCGGUUUAAGUCUUCAGCCAGGGCUAUUGUGUUUGUUGUGGAUAGUGCAGCAUUCCAGCGAGAGGUGAAGGAUGUGGCUGAGUUUCUGUAUCAAGUCCUCAUUGACAGUGUGGGUCUGAAGAACAUACCAUCAUUCUUAAUAGCCUGCAAUAAGCAAGAUAUUGCAAUGGCAAAAUCAGCAAAGUUAAUUCAACAGCAGCUGGAGAAAGAACUCAACACCUUGCGAGUUACCCGUUCUGCUGCCCCCAGCACACUGGACAGUUCCAGCCCUGCCCCUGCUCAGCUGGGGAAGAAAGGGAAAGAGUUUGAAUUCUCACAGUUGCCCCUCAGAGUGGAGUUCCUGGAGUGCAGUGCCAAGGGUGGAAGAGGGGACGCGGGCCCUGCCGACAUCCAGGACUUGGAGAAAUGGCUGGCUAAAAUUGCCUGAGGGGCAGCUCCAAACCACGAAACCUGAAUGUGUGUGACACACCGUUUCGGAAAAAGGGCUGUGGUAGUGCGGAGUUGAUGAGGAAGGGGUACGAAAUGUCGUUAGAAAAUUUCUCUGUUCUGGAAACAAAGUACUGUUGAAACCAGCUUGGAAUUUUUUUUUACUUUCAGUUUUCCCUUAUGGCUGCCUUUCAAACAGGUACCUUUUAUUUGAUGCCUGUAUCUUCCCUUUGUUAAGGUGCAACUUGAAGUAGGGUCAAGGUUUUUGUGGCACAACAAGCAGACUCCACACAGCGAGGCGUCUGUGGUGAGAAUGUGGUCAUCACCUGAAAAUGUUCUUACCUUCUGCUUCUGUGCUUCCGUCCCUUUUUCCUGGAAACAAACCUGCCUAUGUAUGAAGCCAGUUGAUUUCCAGUUGCACUAUUUCCAGUUGCUUCUGAAGUUCUGAGGCAAUACAUUGUCUAGUCCUUUGCGAAUUUCUCUGAUUUGUGGGCACGGUUACCAAGUUUCCCCACAUGUGAAGCCAGGUACAAAAUAGCUGAGCUAAGCAGACAGUGGAUCUGUUCUUCAUCAGCUCAGUAACUUGUCCACACUUCAGUCUUAGCACUUAUGUUUCAAAAGCUGGUCACAAGCCCUUGGAGUCAUUCCCAGAUAACAGAACUGGAAAUGAUAAAUCCCCUAAUGCCAAGGGUCUAGUGUGUUCUUAGUGGUUAUACUGGGAAGUGUAUGGACAUUUAGUGCUGCUCUGCUCUGGACGGCUGAAGGCUCCUGGGCCAUCUUCAUGUGCUGCUUGAAGAGCUCCUGUUUUAUACUCUUGGCUAGAAUGUUGUGGAACAAAUACAAAGUGAAAAAAGUUCUCUAGAUUUCUGAAGUGCAUAUUCAUUGAUGCUAAAAAAAAGUUGCCUUUUUGAAGUGA
Messenger RNA from Sapajus apella (tufted capuchin), 1961 nucleotides. RefSeq names its product SRP receptor subunit beta (gene SRPRB). Gene Ontology annotation, biological process: protein targeting to ER. Gene Ontology annotation, cellular component: signal recognition particle receptor complex. Bases 231 to 1046 code for a protein of 271 amino acids. The record is from RefSeq and is a predicted model, not a curated record. Lineage: Eukaryota; Metazoa; Chordata; Mammalia; Primates; Cebidae. The transcript is spliced from 7 exons.